Thlaspi arvense is the source of this 459-nucleotide messenger RNA. The record is from the annotation of a GenBank genome assembly. Lineage: Eukaryota; Viridiplantae; Streptophyta; Magnoliopsida; Brassicales; Brassicaceae.
AUGGGUGCUCCACCUAAGGGUGAUGCACCAAUCAUUACCCCCAAUGAGCUCGCUGAGGCAGAUGGGCUCAUCUUUGGCUUUCCCACCAGAUAUGGCAUGAUGGCUGCACAGUUCAAGGCCUUUUUUGAUUCCACAGGUGGGCUCUGGAGGACCCAGGGGCUCGCAGGGAAGCCUGCUGGCAUCUUCUUCAGUACAGGCUCUCAAGGAGGCGGCCAGGAGACCACAGCCUUGACAGCAAUCACCCAGCUAACUCACCACGGAAUGAUCUUUGUGCCAAUUGGAUACACAUUUGGAGCUGGCAUGUUUGAGAUGGAGCAGUUGAAGGGUGGUAGCCCCUAUGGUGCCGGGACUUAUGCCGGGGAUGGCUCGAGACAGCCCUCAGAGCUUGAACUUGAGCAGGCUUUCCACCAGGGGAAGUACAUUGCCGGCAUUACCAAAAAACUUAAGACACCUGCUUGA